Aspergillus heteromorphus CBS 117.55 is the source of this 540-nucleotide messenger RNA. RefSeq lists its product as uncharacterized. The transcript has a single exon. Lineage: Eukaryota; Fungi; Ascomycota; Eurotiomycetes; Eurotiales; Aspergillaceae. Bases 1 to 540 code for a protein of 179 amino acids. The record is from RefSeq and is a predicted model, not a curated record.
AUGAGUCCCCCGACGGAGGGACCCCCGCGGCGUAAGCGGCCCCGGCCGGUGGUGUCGUGCGGCAACAUGAAGAAUGUGCUCCUCCUGGCCGUGGUGUUGCAGGAGGGGGCCCUGCAAGCCCGGUCGGCGGGUCGACAGCAUCUGCUGCCCUCGGUGGCGCCACAGCCGUUUCCCGCUCACCUGGCGGAAUCCUCCGCCCUGGCGCUGGAGUUCAAUGAUUUCCAGGACGAGCUGUUCGGGCUCGAGGAUUCAGGAUCCAGGAUCAGGGCAGCGGCCCUCGUCGGCCUCCGUCGUCUCGGUGGAUCCGCAACCCCGAGCCCGAGCCCGAGCCCCAGGGUGAUGCCAUCGCAGGGGGGUGGGCCAAUUCACCCUGCGAUCUAUGCAGAGUCGGAGGGCAAGAUUGAAAAGUAUCUGCACGAGCCGGCCACGCAGUUCGACGAGGGGAAUGCAGCAGAAUCUGGACAAGCUUGCUUGAUGUAUCGGAUGGUGAUGGUGAUGGCAUCGAAACGAACGGGCAAAUCAGUCAUACAUAUAUGUUAA